Messenger RNA from Sparassis crispa, 621 nucleotides. Its product is annotated as GTP-binding protein. Gene Ontology annotation, biological process: regulation of exocytosis; protein secretion. Bases 1 to 621 code for a protein of 206 amino acids. The record is from RefSeq and is a predicted model, not a curated record. NCBI's taxonomy places the organism in Eukaryota, Fungi, Basidiomycota, Agaricomycetes, Polyporales, Sparassidaceae. Gene Ontology annotation, molecular function: GTPase activity; GTP binding. The transcript has 6 exons.
AUGCCCGACGGAUACGACUACCUCUUUAAGCUGCUCCUCAUUGGCGACUCGGGCGUCGGAAAAUCAUGUCUGCUUCUGCGUUUCGCCGAGGAUGCAUUCACAGAUAGUUACCUCAGCACGAUUGGCGUUGACUUCAAGAUUAGGACCAUUGAUUUGGAAGGGAGGACGGUGAAGCUACAAAUUUGGGAUACUGCGGGACAAGAACGAUUCCGUACAAUCGCUGCUGCUUACUACCGUGGUGCGCAUGGCAUCGUCGUCGUCUACGACGUAACCGAUCAAGAUUCGUUUGAGAAUGUGAAGGGCUGGCUGACGGAGAUUGAGCGCUAUGCGUCGGAAAACGUCAAGAAGCUUUUACUCGGUAACAAGUCAGAUCUAGUGGAGAGGAAGAUCGUGCAAUACAGCGUGGCCAAGGACUUUGCGGACGAGUUGAAAAUUCCCUUCCUCGAGACAUCCGCAAAAACCUCCGCAAAUGUGGAGGAGGCAUUCCUAACAAUGUCCAAGGAAAUAAAGGAUAGCUUGGACGCAUCACCCCAGUCUGCAUCGACCGGCUCGAAAGCGGGCACGGUAACACCAGGACACAGUCUAGAAGAGUCGAAAGCAUCGGGAGGCUGCGCCUGCUGA